This is a messenger RNA of Moesziomyces antarcticus, 438 nucleotides long. RefSeq lists its product as uncharacterized. The coding region runs from base 1 to 438 and encodes 145 amino acids. The record is from RefSeq and is a predicted model, not a curated record. NCBI's taxonomy places the organism in Eukaryota, Fungi, Basidiomycota, Ustilaginomycetes, Ustilaginales, Ustilaginaceae. The transcript has a single exon.
AUGACGCCCAUCUUUCGCCUCCACUCAGAAUCGAGCCGAUUUGGCGUAAUCGGGGCGGGUACAUCGGCGAUGGACUUUGCUGCUCGAGAAGGACACGCCGCAUCGCAGCGUUCUUCUGGAAGCGACGUGUUGAACCCUGCGCCAAAAGCGAGAACGAAGGCAAGCCCCGCUGCGCAGAGACCAACACCGCAAGCUCUUUCGGCAUGCUUCCGAAACUCUUGUCCUCGCCGCUGCGCUGAGCUUGAUCCUGUCUUCCUGUCGUCACACGCAUCACCCGGUCACGCCAAACCUCGGAGCUUAGGUGGAGUUGUGAUUCGCUGGCUCGAGCUUGAGAGCAGCAGCGCUAGGCUCGAGGGCAUCUCUGCCGACCCUUCAUUUGGCUCAUCACGUCGCAUCUCGCUCGAUCGAAACGUCGCCUCCCGCCCGGCUUCGCUCUGA